Corylus avellana is the source of this 2059-nucleotide messenger RNA. Its product is annotated as ammonium transporter 3 member 1. Gene Ontology annotation, biological process: ammonium transmembrane transport. Gene Ontology annotation, molecular function: ammonium channel activity. The record is from RefSeq and is a predicted model, not a curated record. Gene Ontology annotation, cellular component: plasma membrane. Lineage: Eukaryota; Viridiplantae; Streptophyta; Magnoliopsida; Fagales; Betulaceae.
CUUAGUCUUCUUAUAAACCCCAUUAAUCACCUGCCAGUUACGCAACGUUGGAACAAACAAACAACAGUUCGCCAUGGCUGCUGCUCCACCAAACCCGCUGCCGGUGGCGUACCAAGCCGGCACGUCUCUGGCGGUGCCGCCGUGGCUGAACAAAGGCGACAACGCGUGGCAAAUGAUAUCCGCCACGCUCGUCGGCCUGCAAAGCGUGCCGGGGCUUGUCAUCCUCUACGGUAGCAUUGUCAAGAAGAAGUGGGCGGUGAAUUCGGCUUUCAUGGCUCUAUACGCUUUUGCCGCCGUCGUCAUCUGCUGGGUAACAUGGGCGUACAAGAUGUCGUUCGGCCACAAGCUCCUCCCCUUCUGGGGAAAAGCCGGGCCCGCGCUUGGGCAGAAGUUCCUCCUCAAAUGGGCUACGCUGCCUGAAACGACGCAGUUUUAUGGUAGCGGCGAAGUGGAGACCCCCAUGGCUACGCCGUACUACCCCAUGGCGACGAUGGUGUGGUUUCAGUGCGUGUUUGCGGCGAUUACGCUGAUAAUUUUGGCCGGGUCGCUUCUGGCGCGGAUGAACAUCAAGGCGUGGAUGAUGUUUGUGCCACUGUGGCUUACUUUCUCUUACACUGUCGGAGCCUUCAGCUUGUGGGGUGGCGGAUUCUUGUUCCAUUGGGGCGUCAUGGACUAUUCCGGUGGUUAUGUCAUUCAUCUUUCUUCCGGGAUCGCUGGAUUCACAGCAGCUUAUUGGGUUGGACCAAGAUCGAGAAAAGACAGAGAGAGAUUUCCACCAAACAACGUUAUACUGACGCUGGCAGGAGCGGGGUUGUUGUGGAUGGGAUGGGCUGGGUUCAACGGUGGAGAUCCUUACGCUGCCAACAUUGACUCAUCUAUGGCCGUCCUUAACACCAACAUAUGCGCAGCAACCAGCCUUCUAGUGUGGACAGGGCUCGACGUCAUCUUCUUCAAGAAACCCUCAGUUAUUGGCGCCGUUCAGGGCAUGAUCACCGGCCUCGUUUGCAUCACACCUGGUGCAGGUCUUGUUCAGGGAUGGGCAGCUAUCAUCAUGGGAAUUUUGUCGGGCAGUGUUCCAUGGUUCACCAUGAUGAUCGUACACAAGAAGACGAAACUGUUCCAAAAGAUUGACGACACCCUCGGCGUCUUUCACACCCACGCCGUGGCCGGCUUGCUGGGCGGAAUCCUUACAGGCCUCUUUGCAGAGCCCGAACUCUGCAAGCUAUUUUUGCCCAUCACAAGCUCCAGAGGAGGAGUGUACGGAGGAUCAGGCGGAAAGCAAAUCCUCAAACAGAUCGUGGGCGGCUUAUUCAUCAUUGGAUGGAACCUUGUGGUGACCAGUGUUAUUUGCGUUGUGAUAAAUUUGGUGAUUCCUUUACGCAUGCCGGACGAGGAAUUGUUGAUUGGAGAUGAUGCCGUUCACGGCGAGGAGGCAUACGGGCUGUGGGGUGAUGGCGAGAAGUACGAUCCCACCAAGCAUGACAUUUAUUCUGACGAUACAUUGCACCCCAGGCCAUCGAGCGGGGCUACUCAGGUGGUCUAGAGAGGAGGAUGGUGGAUAUCUUCUUCAUAUUCAUUAAACACUCGCCGCUUUUCACCUGCCGGCUGGCCACAACCCAAAAGAAGUCAAGGGCGAAAGCAAAAUGGCAAGCAGUCUGGAGAUUAAAGGGGAAGGUGAUGAUCACUUGUUUCUUGUCACUAGAGACGGAGGGAGGGGGGACCGACUAGGGCGAUGGUUCCCCCACUUCCUAAAAAAGAUAUUUUAACAAGUAAAAAAAAAAAAAAAAAUUUAUACUGAUCCCCCCCAAAAAUAAAUUGGUAGGUCUCGGUCCUCCUAACUCUCCUCCACCGGUUGGUUCUUACUUCUUAAGUUAAUCUUGGGGUUUUCUUUUGGUUAAUUUGUUCUAUUGUUUGGCUUGUAAAUUUGGUUAAGAAUAUGAAAAGUUGAUUUUUUCUUUUUUUCCUUCAUAGAUUCGCUAUCGGCUUGGAAACUUGGAAAUUCCUGUUGCUACUUGAAAAUUUCUGUGUUUUUUGUUGUUGUUAUUUUAUUUAUGUAAGU